CAACAUCUCCUGUCUCCAAGACACGAAUCACCAAUCAUCAGAAACAAAAACCUAACCUUUUUCUUUUUCUUUCUUUUUUUUGCUUCGAAGAUUCGUUGCAACAUUCCAUUUCGGGGGUGUGGAACCAUGUCUUGUGAACGAGGGAAUAUGGCGUCGAGCGAAUCGGGAAGGACUCUGCCGAAAUUCGGGGAAUGGGACGUGAAUGAUCCGGCGACCGCCGAGGGGUUCACGGUCAUAUUCAGCAAAGCCGGCGAAGACAAAAAGACGGGUGGAGCCUCGAAUAGAUCCGUUUCUCAGAGGAAGCCCGAUAAUGGUAAACCCACCUCCAAGAAAUGGCUCUGCUUCACCUUCUCGUGAAGAUGCCUUGUCCGUAAAGUUUCUUGAUUUCUUAAUCUCAGAGAUUUAGUUUUUACUUGUAGUACAUCUUGAUUUCGGGAAAAAAAAAUGUAUAUUUGCGUGAUGUUUCAAUACAGAGAAGGGUAUAGGAUAUUCCACAGUGUAUGUCUUUUUAGAUCAUUCGAACACUCGUGUGCUCUGUUUCGGGUGAAAUAAUAAUUUCUCUUUUUUUCGUUUA
Tarenaya hassleriana is the source of this 574-nucleotide messenger RNA. RefSeq names its product RPM1-interacting protein 4. The coding region runs from base 127 to 357 and encodes 76 amino acids. The transcript has a single exon. Lineage: Eukaryota; Viridiplantae; Streptophyta; Magnoliopsida; Brassicales; Cleomaceae. The record is from RefSeq and is a predicted model, not a curated record.